Molecule: messenger RNA, 801 nt
Organism: Copidosoma floridanum
Lineage: Eukaryota; Metazoa; Arthropoda; Insecta; Hymenoptera; Encyrtidae
Product: odorant receptor 9a-like
Biological process (GO): sensory perception of smell; detection of chemical stimulus involved in sensory perception of smell
Cellular component (GO): plasma membrane
Molecular function (GO): odorant binding; olfactory receptor activity
Source: RefSeq, a predicted model, not a curated record
AUGUAUGAAAAUUGGAAAAAUGUAGAGGACCAGGAGGAACUAUCAAUAAUCAAAAAGUACGCGAAAAGAGGAACUACGUUUACUAAGAUCAUGUCUGUUGAAAUCGGUGUUUGUAUGCCGGUAUACUGCUUUACAAAGCUAUUGCCUGCUAUUUUAAACUACAUCGACCCACUCGUCGAACCUCGUCCUCUAACUAACAUAGCAGAAUGCGACUAUUACUUCUUCGAUUGGGAAGACUACUACGUGCUUACGUUCUUACAUUAUUUCCUAGCCGCAUGUCUCGUUGUCUUGGUAGUAAAUACUGUGGACGAUUACUAUUGCAAAGCUACCCAGCACGCUUGUGGCAUGUUUGACAUUUUAAGAUUUGCCGACUUGAUAGAGCGUACUUUUACGUAUGCAUUUUUCUUGACACUAUUUACAAAUAUGCUUCAAAUAAGCAUCACUGCACUACACGUUAUUCGUGAUACGUCUAAAUCCAUCACAACGCUGAAUUUUAUGUUAAUCUGUGCAAUAUCUAUAGCCCGAUUGUUUUACCUUUCUUACGCAGGUCAAACAUUACUUGAUCACAGUUCUAAAGUAGAUGAAUAUGUAUAUAAUUGCGAAUGGUAUGAUUUUCCACCGAAAGCUAAAAAACUACUAUUAUUAAUGUUAGUAAGAAGUUCAAGACCUUGUUACCUAACAGCUGGUAAAAUUAUGGGAGUUAAUUUAAUCACUUUUUCUUCGCUUAUCAAGUCCGCGGUUUCAUAUGCAACAGUGAUUUUAUCAACAUCGCCCAAAGAAAGUCCACUUGAAGAUUCUUGA